Paramormyrops kingsleyae is the source of this 3318-nucleotide messenger RNA. NCBI's taxonomy places the organism in Eukaryota, Metazoa, Chordata, Actinopteri, Osteoglossiformes, Mormyridae. The record is from RefSeq and is a predicted model, not a curated record.
GAUAUGAAUACAUGGACUGUGUAUGUUUGCGUGUAAACGCACAAAAUACCUACAGUAUACCUCUCCCUUAACAGCAAAUGUGAUUGAACCAGCCCAAAACACACACAUUAUGUUGAUGAUUAUGUAGAGGGGCUUGCCUAGCACUGAGAGCCCGCAGAGUUGUGUGUGCGUGUCUGUGUGUCUAUAUGUGUGUGUGUGUGUGUGUGUGUGUGUGUGUGCGUGUGUGUGCGUGUCUGUGUCUAUAUGUGUGUGUGUCUGGCAGAGAAAUCUUGCACCUUCAGGGCGACAAACUCUCUGUCCCAGCCCAGCCUGUCCUAGUCUGACCUGAACGUCUUUCAUGGUGAGGGGGGGCUGAACGCCCAAAACUGGGUUAGGAUGCUGCUUACUCUGCGUUGGGCCGCCCACUGUUCCGUGAGACUCCCUCUUGGCUUGUGGGUUAUUGAAAGAUUUCUGUAGAUAAGGAGAUUAGGGAAUAAUGCCAUUCUUGUGCAACUGUGGGGCAGAAUUGAUAUUGGGCUUUAAUCUGUAGGCACGGGGCGGAGAUUUCCCAUGAUGCUGUGUGCAGUGCGGAGUGCAGGGAGGUGUGAGGUGACUGCAGGGUGGCUUCAGUGUGAGGCCACUGAGGAGGGCUAAACCGGGGGGAACUCAACAGUGUGGUGGCGGCCAGGCAGAAGCCGAGCAGGAGUGCCUGAUACGGACUGCGGCGCCAGCAGAGCACAGCUGAGCCAGCCACCUCCUCCUCCUCAUCCUUCAUCAUGCGCGUCUCUCUGCUGGCUUCCCACCUGCUGCUCCUCGCCGGACUCUGGCUGGUCAUCCCCGUCGAUGGAGCUCAGUUUCUGGGCCUCAGGAAACACAAAGACGUGCACCUGGGGGAGCGCAGCAGCCACAACCACGGCCGGCGGAUCGAAUUCAAGAUGAAGAAGUUGGACAGCACCAAGUCCCUGCUGAUCAAGUCCGAGCAGCUGCUCCGCAUUGAAGACCACGACUUCGCCAUGAGGCCCGGCUUUGGAGGUGCGGCGAUCCCAGUGGGCAUCGACGUCCAGGUGGAGAGCAUCGACAGCAUUUCAGAGGUCAACAUGGACUUCACCAUGACCCUGUACUUGAGGCACUACUGGCAGGACGACCGGCUGGCCUUCCCCUCCAGCAGCAACAAGAGUCGCACCUUUGAUGCGCGGCUGGUGAAGAAGAUCUGGGUGCCGGACGUCUUCUUCGUGCACUCCAAGCGCUCCUUCAUCCACGACACCACCAUGGAGAACAUCAUGCUGAGGGUGUACCCUGACGGCAACAUCCUGUACAGCGUCAGGUACGCGCCUCUCGCUGGUGAGCCGCCUGCCUGGGUCCCGCUCUGGCCUUCACCCCGUGCUGCCCGGCCUUGCAGGAUCACUGUCACCGCCUUCUGCUCCAUGGACUUCAGCAGGUUUCCGCUGGACACGCAGAACUGCUCUCUGGAGUUGGAGAGCUACGCAUAUAACGAAAACGACCUAAUGCUGUACUGGAAGAAUGGGAAUGAUUCCCUGCGAACGGACGAGAUCCUGCUCUCUCAGUUUUUCAUUGAAGAAUUCCACCCAUCCUUCGGACUGGCCUUCUACAGCAGCACGGGAUGGUACAACAGACUGUACAUUAACUUCCUGCUCAGAAGGCACAUCUUCUUCUUCAUGCUGCAGACCUACUUCCCCACCAUGCUGAUGGUGAUGCUAUCCUGGGUGUCCUUCUGGAUCGACCGGAGGGCCGUCCCCGCCCGUGUCUCCCUAGGCAUCACCACUGUGCUCACCAUGUCCACCAUCAUCACAGGCGUGUCCUCCUCCAUGCCCCAGGUGUCCUACAUCAAGGCCGUGGACAUCUACCUGUGGGCCAGCUUCCUCUUCGUCUUCCUGUCCGUCAUUGAAUACGCCGCAGUCAACUAUUUCACCACGGUGGAGGAGAUGAGGAAACUCACGAGGGCAAAGGGACCUGCCACCUUGAACGCCACUGUAGCCAUGGCCUUCGAUGGUUGCUUCCAUGACAACGAGCUGGACCUCACCCCCUUCCCGGAGGUCCCUGUCACCAGCAUCCCUGAUCGGGCAACCCAGUCACACGACUUGGCCGAGCCGGCUCCCACAGAGGGAACCUGGCUACGCAGGAAACGGUCUGUGAGGAGAAACCUCAGCUUCAUCAUGAGCAACAGCUACAUGAUCGACUCGUACUCCCGCGCUCUCUUCCCAUUGGCCUACCUGCUCUUCAACAUCAUCUACUGGAGCAUGUACUCUUAGACACCGUGCAAUUUGUACUAAAGUCAAAGGAUGGAGACCUGCUAGUAUACACAAUGCAGAACAUGUGACAUAAAGAGCACUAUACUCCUGCAGUGAUACUGCAUCCUCACUACUAAACAGCACUAUAUUACUAGAAUGAUACUGCAUCCCCACACAUAAACAGCAUUAUAUUCCUACAAUGAUUCUGCAUCCCCACACAUAAACAGCACUAUAUUCUGACAAAGAUACUGUAUCCCCACAACUAAACAGCACUGUACUCCUACAAUUCAUUAUUCCCAGACCUACCCAGCAUUAUACUCCUACAACAAUUCUGCUUCCCCACCAGGGAAAGUGAGGCCAGUUUCAAGGGCCCCUGAGUGAUAGGGACCAAAAAUAAUUUGGAAAAUAUUUGGAUAGGUUUAGGUUAUUGGCCCAUUAUUAUAUACUUUCAUGGGGCCCAAACUCUCUAGUGGUGCCCCUGAUCCCCACAUCAACAACUAAUACCUAAACAGCUAUACUAUACUCCUACGAUACUGCAUCCCCACACAUAAAAAGCACUACAGUAUACUCCCACAAUGAUACUGUAUCCCCAAACCUACACAGCACUGUACUCCAAUGGCAUUGCAUUCCCACAAACACAACUAUCCCAAGCAACACUAUACUCCAGCUUGAAUCUAUUUAGUCAAAUAGCAAGCUAAAAUGUACCAUUUACGCAAACUGCAUUGGAGACAAUUUUGCUUCAAAAUAACUACAGUACAUUAGAGCAGGCCUCCAGGACCACAGUAUCGGGACCUCAUGCUGUGGUGGAGGUAUCAAGGCUGGACUGUCAGGUCCAGCACUGGGGUGACAGGUCUGACCGCACUGCAUCUAGUCUUAUAGGAAGAGCCAUUUGUGCUCUCAAAGAGCUCACACUACCGACACACUGGAUUGGACUGGGUUAUGCUGGGGGGAUUAGGGUUAGGAUUAGGGUUAGCAACUCGCAGGUCACCGCAGGUCAGCUUGAAGACAUUAUUGCUGAGUACUGUCAAUAUUCUGUACUCACAUGUGGGUGGGUUUGUCAUGCGAGUGCAUGUGUGUGGCUGUGUGUGAU